CGGGCACGGCUCUAAUUACUCGCUGCUGAGGAGGCGAUGGCGAGCGCCGACGCCUGCUACGUCGGCCCGGUCUCCACGAGCCUGCUUGGCAGCGGCUCUCGCGGGCCUGUGCUGCUCGGCACUCUUGGCGGGACGCUUGUGGCUGUGAAGCUCAUCUUUGCUGACCCGGAGGCGUCGGCUCUCGAUGGCAUAUCCGCGUCCACCACCGUGUAUCCCAUCCCGCCCUUGCACGCGGUGGAGGAGCCUGCCGCCGCGCACGUCGCGAGGGUGCUGGCCCGCGGUUCUGGCGCCGAAUGCGAGGUGGAGGUGCGCGCGCUCGCAGAGGGCGGAGAGCUGCUCGACUUGGUGGCAGAGGAGGGCGCCCUGCCGCCGGAGGAGGCCGCGCGGUACACGAUGCAGGCCGCAAUCGCAGUGGCGCACAGCCACGCCGCCGGCCUCGCGAGUGGCCAGCUGAGGCUCGAGCACGUGCUGCGCGACGCGCGCGGCGACGUCCUCCUCAUCGGCCUCCGCCACCGCCUCGACCCGUCGGCCGAGCCGGGCGAGCAGCAGGCCGCCACUGUCGCGCGCGCCUCGCCACGCCCCCCCGCCCCUCCUCCCGCGCCGCUGCGCCCGGCCCGCGCCCUCGAUCCGCCAGAGUGGCACGCGGCGGGCGGGGUGCGGUCUGCCGUCUCGCGCGAAGAGCUCCCUCCGGCGGACGUGUGGGGGCUCGGACUGCUCCUGGCGACGCUGCUGCGUGGGCAGCCCCCUUCCGCCAGCGACGACUCCUGCCUCGCCCUCACCUCCUCCUUCGCCUCGGCGCGGCUGGCCGACCCGGAGGCGGCGGCGGCGGCGGCAGCGGCGGCAGCGGCAGUGGGGGCGGCAGGGGCAGCGGGGGCAGCGGGAGGGCGGGCAGGGACGCGGAGCAGCGGCGGCGCUGCCGGGGGCGCCCCGGCCGCCAGUCUCGCGCCGAGCCUCGAGCGGCUCGCCGUGGCGAUGCUCCGACCCGACCCGGCGCAGCGGCC
This is a messenger RNA of Emiliania huxleyi CCMP1516, 1001 nucleotides long. RefSeq lists its product as hypothetical. The annotation marks the transcript as partial. Gene Ontology annotation, biological process: protein phosphorylation. Lineage: Eukaryota; Haptophyta; Isochrysidales; Noelaerhabdaceae. The record is from RefSeq and is a predicted model, not a curated record. Gene Ontology annotation, molecular function: protein kinase activity; ATP binding. The transcript is spliced from 4 exons.